This is a messenger RNA of Cladocopium goreaui, 1418 nucleotides long. Lineage: Eukaryota; Dinophyceae; Suessiales; Symbiodiniaceae. The record is from the annotation of a GenBank genome assembly.
GCUCGAUAGCAACAGCCAUGACAAUCGCAAUCGGUGCCCCCCCUCCGGCUCUGCUGAGUGCUGAAGAGCUUGAGAAUCGAGAGAGGGAAGCAGUCGAUGCCUAUUGCCGGAAGCAUGACAUCAAGGGCCUUGUGGAAGACCUGGUGAGUCGAUAUUUGUUGGACCGACCCAAGGACAUGAGCCCGCAUGAGUACUUUGCGCAGCAGUUAAGGCUGGAAAUGCUCGCGGGAGACGAGGCCCAUCUGGUCGAGGCCGCCGCUAAGGUGCCUGGCUAUGCUUUGCGGCAACUUUUUGAGGCGACCAAGAGGAUUACAUCUGAGAUUGUUCCAAAGGAGACUAUUCGAGUGAUCAUCGAGGAAAGUCUCAAGGUCUUGAACUGCGACCGCAUUUCCCUCUUUAUCUACGACAAGCGGAUCGAGAUGUUGGUCUUGAACGCCUCGAACCUGGAACAUCCGAUUCGUGUGAGGCCUGGGCAGGGCAUUGCUGGCAAGGUCUUCAACUCGAAGCAGACUGUGAAUAUCGCAGACUGCUACAAAGAUGCCAGAUUCGACCAAUCCUUCGACAAAGAGACAGGGUAUGUGACUCGGCAUUUGUUGGCUUUCCCCAUCGUUGACAUCGGGGGCAACUGCUUGGGUGUGAUCCAAGCCAUCAACAAAAACGCUGGAGGUCAGGGUUUUGGACCUGCGGACGAGAUUUUGUUGAGCAAUUUGGCGGAGCACGUGUCCGUGGCAGUGCACAAUGCAGAGUUCUAUCGUGCAGCCAUCGUCACCAGCGAACGGGCCAAUGCCUUGCUGCAGAUGAUGCAAUCCUUGACGCAUGAUCUUGGUGCUCAAUCGCUGGUCCUCUCCGUUGCGACUCAUGCUUCAACACUGGUGCGAGCAGACCGGUGCAGCGUGUUUCUGGUGGAUGAGAGGGCUGACGAGCUGAUCUCCAUCGCCAACGAUUCCGGGGUGGAAAUCAGGAUUCCGAAAUCUCAAGGAAUUGCCGGAGAAUGUGCAAGUGAGAACAAAUUGAUCGUAAUCGACGAUGCGUACGAAGACGCCAGAUUCAACCCUGAAUAUGAUGAAAAGACAGGCUAUCGAACGCACAGCAUCAUCGCUGUGCCGGUGCGAAAGCCACCGACGAAGGACAAGGCGUGUGCAGUGAUUCAGAUGAUCAACAAACAGGAAUUUGAUGAUGAGAUUGGGCGAUUCGAUGAUGAGGACGUGCAGAUCCUCGAGACCUAUGCCAUGUUUGUGGCUACCCAACUGGCGCAGUCCGCCCUGUUGAAACCUGCAAACUCAAAGGAGGCGCCGAAUUUCAACGCAAGGCAGGGUAUCCGUGAGGAGGAGGAGUGACCAACUCUCAACUGGGUCUGAUGGAGGAUGGAAAGCCGGAUGAAGAUCAAAAUUCUGAUUUGUAUUGAAGAUGGAUGAUCG